This is a messenger RNA of Rotaria sp. Silwood1, 2949 nucleotides long. Lineage: Eukaryota; Metazoa; Rotifera; Eurotatoria; Philodinida; Philodinidae. The record is from the annotation of a GenBank genome assembly.
AUGGACAAAAAGAAAUCAACAUUAACUGCUAGUGGAUCAUCUUCUCCUUCCACAAUAACUAAAACAAAAAAAUCAUCAUCAACAACAGCAGCAGCAUCACUACCAACAACAACGACAAGCAGAAAUGCAGUACUUCCUCAAACUGCUCGUCGGAUUCUUCAAAAUUUUCUUUUGGUAUGGCUCGAUGCCAAUUUGCAAGAGUCAGAUAAGGAUUUUAAGAAUUCAUUGCAUCAUCUUCGAAAAAUUGUGGCAUCUAUCACAACGUUUACGGAUGCCCAACAAUGCGUUAAUUUCCUAAGUGAAAUCAAAAGAGAAAAGGUAUUUAUGAUCAUAUCAGGUUCCUUGGGUCGUCAAAUAGUACCAGAAAUCGAAGCAUUGCCACAACUGGAAGCAAUUUAUGUGUUUUGUGGUAACCAAUCGGUUCAUGAACAAUGGGCUAAAAAAAUAAGCAAGGUUAAGGGUGUAUACACAAAAAUAGAACCAAUUUGUCAAGCACUUGAAGUCGAUCGACAACGAUGUGAUCAAGCGAUGAUCCCGAUCAGCUUUAAUGGUCGUGAUGCAUUAUUUAUGUAUACACAAUUGUUAAAAGAAGCACUCUUGGAGAUCGAAGAUGACGAUAAGAAAUCCAUCAAAGAUCUGGUCGAUUAUUGUCGUGAACAAGAUGAUAUUUCUGAAGAUCAAAUUAAACUUAUUGAACGUGAAUAUCGUGCUCAUACACCAAUAUGGUGGUAUACGGCGGAGACAUUUAUAUAUCCAAUGCUGAAUCGGGGACUCCGACAAAUGGAUGUUGACAUCAUCCUUAAAAUGGGAUUUUUCAUCCGGCAUUUACAUCAACAUAUUACCGAACUACAUCGCGAACAAAAAGCCAGCAUGACGGCAAAAUUUCAAGUCUUUCGUGGACAAGGUUUGUCCAUGGAAGAUUUUGAAAAAAUGAAAAAAACCAAAGGAGGACUUAUGUCCUUCAAUAAUUUUCUGUCAACAAGUCGUAAUCGUGAGAUAUCUUUCAAAAACUUUGCACGACCAGCAGCAUUAAAUACAAACUCAGUUGGCAUCCUUUUCAUUAUGAACAUUGACACGGCUAUUUGUACAAAUUCAUCGACACCAUUUGCUGAAGUAAGCAAAGUUGGCUACUACAAAGAUAAAGAGGAAGAAAUACUUUUUACAACACAUACAAUUUUUCGUAUCGAUCGCAUCGAAAGAAUUGAAGACAAGAAUGCUGAUCGCUUAUGGCAAGUUAAUCUCACUCUUGUGGGUAAUCAAGAUGAUGAGCUUAACAAACUCACAGCACAUCUGCGAGAAGAGUCCACUUGGGCAACAGGAUGGGCUCGAUUGGGCUUCAUACUUUUUAAACUGGGUGAGUAUCAAAAAUCAGAACAACUCUACCAGAUCCUCAUUGAAAAGGCGCCUUCUGAUAAAGAUAGAGCAGAUUACAAUCAUCAACUUGGCUGGAUAUAUGAUAGCAUGGGCGAGUAUUCAAAAUCAAUUUUAUACUAUAAAAAAUCACUGGAUAUCUACAAGAAAAUUCUCUCUCCAAAUGAUCCCAGCUUGGCUUCUUCCUACAACAACAUCGGGAUGGUGUACGAUAACAUGGGCGAGUACUCGAAAGCACUUUCAUCGUAUGAACGAUCACUUGAAAUCAAGAAAAUAGCUCUCCCUCCGAAUCAUCCCGACUUGGCUUCUUCCUACAACAACAUCGGGUUGGUGUAUGAUAACAUGGGCGAGUACCCGAAAGCACUUUCAUCGUAUGAACGAUCACUUGAAAUCCGUAAAAUAGCUCUCCCUCCGAAUCAUCCCGACUUGGCUGGCUCCUACAACAACAUCGGUUCCGUGCAUUAUAGCAUGGGCGAGUACUCAAAAGCACUUUCAUCGUAUGAACGAUCACUUGAAAUCCGUAAAAUAGCUCUCCCUCCGAAUCAUCCCGACUUGGCUGCUUCCUACAACAACAUCGGUUCGGUGUAUUAUGACAAGGGCGAGUACUCGAAAGCACUUUCAUCGUAUGAACGAUCACUUGAAAUCAAGAAAAUAGCUCUCCCUCCGAAUCAUCCCGACUUGGCUUACUCUUACAACGGUAUUGGUUUGGUGUACGAUAAAACGCGAGAGUAUUCGAAAGCACUAUCAUACUUUGAGAAAGCACGUGGUAUUUGGGAAAAGACUCUCCCUUCAAAUCAUUGGUAUAUUUCACAUGUGAAAGGAAACAUUGAAAUUGAAAAAAAGAAAAUGUAAUUGUUUUUUUUUCUAAACAAGAAAAUAAACUGGCCAUCUUGAAAUCUAAGCUCGCCGAAGCAAGCAGUUGCAAAAUUUCGCGCACGCGCGACCAGAGAUACCCUCCGUAUUCUGCUGGCUCGUACAGUGGACAAAGCCGGCAAUGGUUAGGCAAACAUACAUCGAUGUACGUAUGAAUAGUACGACCAUGAUCAUCAUCUUCGAAAAGACGAUGACGAAAUGGACGCUUCUAUUCAUACAUACAUAGAUGUAUGUUGUGAAGGCCUACCAUCUGCACGCCUGCACGGGUCACCAACAGAACGUCGGAUAUCCCUGAGAAGGUUCAAUUGUUUUAGAGCCACCCUCAAAAGCUCCAUUAGUUAGAAAAAUAUUUUUGUUCUUCUGUUACGAAAAACAAGAAGAAGUAGAAACGGAAAGACGCGAUGAAAGACGACGUUAUGGAAUGAGAAUACGCAGCGCAUGAUAACAACCGGUGUUUGUCAAGCAAUGGAAUAUUGAGUGCACGAUAUCUUUGUCGUCUUUAAACAUUUCAUGUUCAAUUCGUCUGAGUUUUCAUCUCGAAUGUGUAAGAAUAACUUGAAUGUCGUGCACUCACCAUUGUAGCAAACGAACGAUGAUUGUAUGAAACGGCGGAUAAAAACAAUACAUUCGCCGUCAAUUUGAGUAAUAACUCAUACAGUGCAUAUCCUGAAAUAGAGAUAAAGAAUAGAAAAAGGGAAAAUUUUA